CUGCUUCCCUCCUACAAGGCCACGGGGAGGCCAGUGCCAGGGACCUGGGAGGGAGAGGAGGAACCACAGCAAGGCAAAGUACUGCGGGCCUUGCUCUGAAUUGGGUAGGGAGGUCAGAGCCUCCUUCCCCUGUCUGGUCCUGCCUCACUCGGGAGCAGCUAUCUUUAAAUCCCACAGGCACCGCCAGGGAUCCUAUGGUGAUUUAUUACAGGAAGUUUCAAUGAGAAAGCCCAGAAACUAAGUCACUCUUGGCCAGCCGGCCCCAGUGACGGAAAGUGCUGCGCCCACGCUGGUGAGUUGCUGGAUUCCUCUGGGCAGAGGAAGGGAAGACCUUUGGGGACCUGGUAGCCUGGCUCUCCCUCAUGGCUCCAUCCAGUAUCUCCAGCAAUGCCUGCUCCCGAGUCAUCGAUCACAGCCAUGUCGCCGAGUUUGAGGUGGCCACUUGGAUCAAAAUCACCCUCAUCUUGGUGUACCUGAUCAUCUUCGUGGUGGGCAUCUUGGGCAACAGCGUCACCAUCCGGGUUACACAGGUAUUGCAGAAAAAGGGCUAUUUGCAGAAGGAGGUGACAGAUCACAUGGUCAGUUUGGCUUGCUCAGAUAUCUUGGUCUUUUUGAUUGGCAUGCCCAUGGAGUUCUACAGCAUCAUUUGGAACCCUCUGACCACACCCAGCUCCGCGCUGUCCUGUAAGCUCCACACGUUCCUCUUUGAAGCAUGCAGCUACGCCACGUUGCUGCACGUGCUGACCCUCAGCUUUGAGCGCUAUGUUGCCAUUUGUCACCCCUUCAGGUAUAAGGCCGUGUCUGGACCUCGCCAGGUGAAACUGCUGAUCGGCUUUGUAUGGGUCACCUCCGCCCUGGUGGCGCUGCCCUUACUCUUUGCCAUGGGUAUCGAGUAUCCCCUGGUGUCUGUGCCUACCCACAGAGGACUCAACUGCAACCUCUCUCGCACCCGCCACCACGAGCAACCUGAUACUUCCAAUAUGUCCAUCUGUACAAACCUCUCCAGCCGCUGGACUGUCUUCCAGUCCAGCAUCUUUGGGGCCUUCGCGGUUUACUUGGUGGUCCUGGUGUCUGUGGCUUUCAUGUGUUGGAAUAUGAUGAAAGUGCUUAUGAGGAGCAAGCGGGGCACUCUGGCAGGGUCCGGGCCACAAGUGCAGCUGAGGAAGUCGGAGAGUGAGGAAAGCCGGACGGCGAGAAGACAGACCAUCAUUUUCCUGAGACUGAUUGUGGUGACGCUGGCCGUGUGUUGGAUGCCAAAUCAGGUUCGGCGGAUCAUGGCUGCAGCAAAACCCAAGCAUGACUGGACCAAGUCGUACUUCAAGGCAUACAUGAUCCUUCUACCCUUCUCUGACACCUUCUUCUACCUCAGCUCUGUGGUCAACCCUCUCCUCUACAACGUGUCCUCUCAGCAGUUCCGGAAAGUAUUCUGGCAGGUUCUGUGCUGCCGACUGACUCUGCAACACGCCAACCACGAGAAACGCCUGCGUGCCCGGUUCAGCUCCACCAAGGACAGCACCCGCUCCAUCCGCAGCCCCCUCAUCUUCCUAGCCUCCAGGCGGAACUUUUCCUCCAGGAGAACUAACAAGGUUUUCUUAAGCACUUUUCAGGCUGAGUCCAGGCCAGGAGAAGCUAAGCCCCAGUCCUUGAGUUCUGAGUCACCACAGACUGACUCAGAGACCAAACCAGCUGAUUCUGCCACAGAAAAUGGUUUACAGGAGCAGCAAGUGUGA
Molecule: messenger RNA, 1730 nt
Organism: Phodopus roborovskii (desert hamster)
Lineage: Eukaryota; Metazoa; Chordata; Mammalia; Rodentia; Cricetidae
Gene: Gpr39
Product: G protein-coupled receptor 39
Exons: 2
Coding region: 363-1730 (455 amino acids)
Biological process (GO): G protein-coupled receptor signaling pathway
Cellular component (GO): membrane
Molecular function (GO): G protein-coupled receptor activity
Source: RefSeq, a predicted model, not a curated record